GCCUCUUCGCAUAACAUGUCCAUACCAUUUAUUAUGAUCUGUACUUAUAAAAUCUUCUUCUUUUGUCCUCAGGUAUACAUUACAGAGAUAGCCGUUCCAGAAAUAAGAGGAUGUCUCAGUUCAGUAUCAAAAAUACUGAGCCAAAUCGGAAUUCUCAUCUCCUACUCUCUUGGAGCAUACUUGAACUGGCAACAACUCGCUUUCGUAGUCGCGACCGCUCCGAUCCUUCUCUUCCUAGCUCUCCUCUUCAUUCCUGAAACUCCUUCUUCUCUUUUCCUCAGAGGGAAAGAGGAAGAAGCCGCGGAUUCCUUGCAAUGGCUACGAGGACCUGACUCUGAUAUCCGACAGGAAUUAGCUACGAUCAGAACUAAUAUACUGGCGAGUAAGCAGUACCAUAACGGAAGAGCUGGAAAAUUUCAAGUCUUGCUAUCUAAAAGAUUGACAAGACCUGUGCUGAUUACUUGUGGGUUAAUGUUCUUCCAGAGGUUUACUGGUGCUCAUGUGUUCAGUUUCUACGCUGUGCCUAUGUUUAAAAAGACAUUUAGAAUGAUGAAUCCUCACGGAGGGGCUAUAGCUACUAGUGCUGUCCAACUUUUAGCAUCUUGUUUAUCUGGAAUGCUUAUAGAUAACGUUGGUAGAUUACCUUUGUUAAUGAUAAGUGGCGUAAUGAUGUCUAUCGCGUUAGCUGGUUAUGGUUCUUAUGCAUAUUAUAUGGCGAUAUUUAUGAAUUCAACUGACCUAACUCAAACAGAACCAGGCGCGUAUGAUUGGAUACCUUUGAUUUGUGUUUUAACGUUUACUAUAGCUUUCUCAUUAGGGAUUAGUCCGAUAUCUUCUUUGUUGAUUGGUGAAUUAUUUCCAUUGGAAUAUAGAAGUACGGGUAGCGCGUUAGCGACCAGUUUUAGUCAUUUAUGUGGUUUUGUUAAUGUGAAAACAGCAGCGGAUAUACAAGAUCAUAUAGGGUUGUAUGGUCUUUUUUGGUUGUAUGCUGGUAUCUCUGUCCUUUGUCUACUCUUUGUUGUUCUUUUUGUACCUGAAACUAAAGGUAGAGAGAUUGAUGAGAUGGAUCCUAAGUAUGUUGAAUCUUUGUGUAUAAAUCGAUAGUUGUAUCAAGAUUGUGUGGUUAUGGUAUAGCAAAGAGAUUAAAAAUAUAUAUAGAGUGAGCAUAGUUGACACUUCAUUUGAGAUAUUUUUCACACGAUUCUCACUAACGCUAUCUGUUAGCCUCGAAAUAUAUGUCCAUAUAAUUAAAUGUAUUUAUUUUAUAGAUGUCACUAAAUAAUAUUUAAAUGUUUAUUUUUUGUGACGCUGUUUAUUUUAAAACAAAAGAUGAAUUACGCUUUUGUAAAAUGUCAAUACAAAGACACUAAUCUUGACAACUAAUAUAUUACCUGUCACAGAAAUUACCGGUGGAACUUUGUUCACUAUGCCUAGUCUAUGUAUUUCUUAAAUUCUUUGGUUUAGACUGAUUUUCUUUUAUGAAUGAGUUUGGUUUGCCUUGGUACGGCAAUUUAGAAGUGAGAAAGUUUUAUUACAGUAUUAUUUCUUAAGUAGAUGUUUCGAGAUUUCAGUGCCUUGUUUUAUAAAGUUCCUUAUGUAAUAUUUCAAAUAGAGCAGCUAAAUAGAGAUAAAUGGAAUUAUCUUUUGUAGAUUUUUCUGUAGGAAUAUUUUAAUAUUUGCUAGUAAAUAUUUAUUUAUUGUAUAUAGUUUUUUGUAGAUAAUCGUUAAUUAUACUUAUUUGUCCUGUUUACUGAAGUAUAUAAUGUUAUAGCUAAGUUUACCUAUCACAAAUACUAUCCAAGGUGCUAAUUAUACAAAUCUUACUAAUAUUAUAAAUUCGAAAGUUUCGAUGGAUGUUUGUUAGAGUUUGUAGCCUAAACGA
This is a messenger RNA of Papilio polytes (common Mormon), 1882 nucleotides long. Its product is annotated as facilitated trehalose transporter Tret1-like. The record is from RefSeq and is a predicted model, not a curated record. The coding region runs from base 16 to 1104 and encodes 362 amino acids. Gene Ontology annotation, cellular component: membrane. Gene Ontology annotation, molecular function: transmembrane transporter activity. Lineage: Eukaryota; Metazoa; Arthropoda; Insecta; Lepidoptera; Papilionidae. Gene Ontology annotation, biological process: transmembrane transport. The transcript has 2 exons.